CUGAUCACUGAACAGAUUCUCCAUAGAAGUACGAGUAGUAUCGUCUGAAAAAGAUAGCAGAUCUUCCGGGUCCUUGUCUUUCAAGUCUUCCAACUCUUCCUUUGUAUAGCAUUUCUACUCGGUACAACCGCAGGUACAGGUAGACAGAAUGAGUGCACAACAGCGACUCCAGAACAUCUCGGGCCACAUUCACUCCAGCGCCACCACGACGCAGUCACCGGGCCUGAAGAAAAUCCUCGAAAAGAACCCAGAUGACAUUGUAAUAACAUGCGCCACGCGCACGCCCCUGACCAAAGCCCGUAAAGGCGGGCUUAAAGACACACCGACCGACGAGCUGCUCAUCCACGUUCUCAAGGCGCUCAAGAGCAAAUCCCAAAUCGAUCCAUCAAAGGUCGACGACGUGUGCAUCGGCAACGUCCUGCAACCCGCGCCAGGCUUCGCGGCACGCAGCGCCGUGCUCGCCGCCGGGUUCCCUGUAUCCACAGCGGCCAAUGUGGUCUCGCGCUUCUGCAGCUCGGGCUUGCUCUCGAUCCAGACGGUCGCCGGCAGCAUCACGACGGGCGCGAUCGAAGUCGGCAUCGCCAUCGGGUGCGAGAGCAUGUCGACCAACCCCGACAAACCACCCCCGAUGAGCGACAUGGUCAUGUCGCACCCCGUGGCCAAGGACAACGUUAUGCCCAUGGGCUGGACGUCGGAGAACGUCGCCCACGAUUUCCACGUGUCCCGUGAAGCUCAGGACAAGUACGCCGCGAUGUCUCAUAACCGCGCCGAACGGGCCCAGCGCGAGGGCUGGUCGGCCGAUGAGAUCUCUCCGCUCACCACAAAGUGGGUUGAUCCGAAGACCAAUCAAUCCCAGACAAUCACCGUGGACAAGGACGACGGCAUCAGGCCCGGCACCACAUACGAGGGCCUCGCGAAGAUCAGGUCGGCGUUCCCCCAGUGGGGUGGCACCACGACGGGCGGGAAUGCGAGUCAACUUACCGACGGUGCGGCGGCGGUGUUGAUGAUGAAGCGUUCGACAGCGGAGAAGUUGGGACAGCCCGUCAUUGCAAAGUAUGUCAAGAGCACUGUUGUCGGGCUUGAGCCGAGGAUCAUGGGCAUCGGCCCCAGCUUUGCCAUUCCCAAAAUCCUCGAGCUCACGGGCCUGACGAAGCAAGACAUUGACCUUUUUGAAAUCAAUGAGGCCUUUGCGAGUAUGUAUGUGUACUGUGUGGAGAAGUUAGGCCUGGAUCUCGAGAAGGUGAAUGUCCGAGGAGGAGCCAUUGCCAUUGGGCAUCCGCUGGGCUGUACAGGCACGAGACAAGUUGUUACCGCCCUGUCUGAAUUGAAGCGGAGGAAGGCCAAAGUGGCUGUGACGAGCAUGUGUGUGGGCUCGGGUAUGGGUAUGGCUGGUGUCUUUGUCUCGGAAGAGUCGUGAUCUAUAGCGAAUCCAUUCCUUGGCCGUCGUGAAAUGUGCGUGACUGUGGGAGUCAUCAUGACUUCAAUACAUGACUUGCAUGAAGGCGUCCUUCCCUCAUCUGCCAGACUCAGGCAUUCCUCCCUUGCUCUAGGUGUGGGUGUGGUUAGCUAUGGCUCUCCCUGGGGCUCUUAGGGAGACAAUUAGACACUCUUCAACAUGUAAGCUCAAUUGAUA
Exophiala xenobiotica is the source of this 1633-nucleotide messenger RNA. RefSeq lists its product as uncharacterized. Gene Ontology annotation, molecular function: acetyl-CoA C-acyltransferase activity. Gene Ontology annotation, cellular component: peroxisome. Gene Ontology annotation, biological process: phenylacetate catabolic process; fatty acid beta-oxidation. NCBI's taxonomy places the organism in Eukaryota, Fungi, Ascomycota, Eurotiomycetes, Chaetothyriales, Herpotrichiellaceae. The transcript has 3 exons. The record is from RefSeq and is a predicted model, not a curated record. Bases 149 to 1417 code for a protein of 422 amino acids.